Anolis sagrei ordinatus is the source of this 2872-nucleotide messenger RNA. It is a transcript of the gene DHH, whose product is annotated as desert hedgehog signaling molecule. NCBI's taxonomy places the organism in Eukaryota, Metazoa, Chordata, Lepidosauria, Squamata, Anolidae. Gene Ontology annotation, molecular function: calcium ion binding; patched binding. The record is from RefSeq and is a predicted model, not a curated record. Gene Ontology annotation, biological process: intein-mediated protein splicing; smoothened signaling pathway; regulation of gene expression.
GCUCUUGUCUCUCUCGCCUGAAGAUGCUCUCCUUCCCUUCCGUCGGCGGUGGUCCCCUUUCGGAGGGAAUGGGCGCCUUGGAGGCCACCCAAGCCCUUGGUGGGGCAUGUGGGGCCGCCAUGGUCCCUCGUGGGAGGCGGACUCGAAGGCGGAGCGACGGAGGGACCCGAGUGGGUUGGCACUGGCCGGAGAAGAGGCUCUCUGCCCAGGGAGAGGACCUAGAGGCCCAGAGGACCCCCCUCGGCAUCUGGAGAGCUGCUGAUGCCCAGUGGGGCCUGGAGUUGGCACUGGGAGGGGAGAGGGGCUCAGUGGGAGAGAGCAGGAGCCAUGUGCCCUGGCACCACUAGGCUCUGAAGGUGCCAAGGAUGCCCACUCCCCCGCUUGGCUCCAGUUGAGGGCUCUGCUUGGUCGGACAUGGCCUUGCCCUGCUUGCCCUGGCUCUGCUUGGCCGGCUGCCUCCUGCUGCCCUUGGCCCAGGGCUGUGGCCCCGGGAGAGGUCCCCCGGGCAGGAAGCCCCACGGGCGCAAGAACUUGACCCCGCUGCAGUACAAGCAGUUUGUGCCCGCCGUGGCAGAGCAGACCCUGGGGGCCAGUGGGAAGGCCGAGGGCAAGGUGGGCCGCCACUCCCCGCGCUUCAAGGACCUGGUGCCCAACUACAACCCGGACAUCAUCUUCAAGGACGAGGAGAACACGGGCGCGGACCGGCUCAUGACAGAGCGUUGCAAGGACCGGGUGAAUGCCUUGGCCAUUGCUGUGAUGAACAUGUGGCCAGGCAUCAGGCUGCGGGUGACUGAGGGCUGGGAUGAAGACGGACACCACCUUCCUGAUUCUCUCCACUAUGAGGGGCGUGCAUUGGAUAUCACCACCUCUGACCGUGACAGAGAGAAAUAUGGCAUGCUGGCCCGCUUGGCUGUAGAGGCUGGCUUUGAUUGGGUUUACUAUGAAUCCAAAGCACAUAUUCAUGUGUCAGUGAAGGCAGAUAACUCCAUGGCAAUUCGGGCUGGUGGCUGCUUUCCUGGGGAUGCAGCUGUGACUUUACAGAAUGGUGAGAAGAGAGGUCUCUCUGAACUUCGUCCCGGGGACUAUGUGCUGAGUGUUGAUCAGAAUGGGCAGGUGACGCCUAGUGAGGUGUUGCUGUUCCUUGACCGAGACCAGCAUCGGCAGGCCACGUUUGUGGCCAUUGAGACAGACAGCCCCAUGCACCGGCUGCUCCUCACUCCCUCACAUCUCAUCUUUGCUGCGCAGGAUCCCACCAACAGCACAGCUGACUUCUCUCCAAUCUUUGCCAGCCGGGUGCGUGUGGGGGACUCAGUGUUGGCGUACCAGGCUGGUAGCCCUCGACUGCACCCUGCCCAGGUGGUCCAUGUGUGGUGGCAAGAGAGCACCGGCGUGUAUGCCCCUUUGACUUCACACGGCACUAUCCUUGUCAAUGGGGUGCUGGCUUCCUGCUAUGCCGUGCUUGAAAGCCACCACUGGGCACAUCGUGCCUUCACCCCACUGCGACUCGUGCAUGGCUUGUUCUCACUGCUGCCUCGGAAGGGAGAGGCUAGGAACUGCAGCACCCAGGAGAAAGGCAUGCAUUGGUACUCACAGUUUCUGUACCAGCUAGCACAGAGUGUACUGGGUCAGGAUACCCUUCAUCCAUAGAGACUUUCCUGGCAAUUUGUUUGCCCUACAAACAGAAACGCAUUCAAACCAUAAGGACAAGGUGUCUGACACCAAUUUGGGCCUGCAUAUUUCAUGACUAGUAGUGACCACGUUACCAAAAGCUCCUUGAAAUACAAGGAUUUGCGGCUGAAUGAGAGAAGAGGGAAGUAAACAGAGGGAAUGGGCUGUGUGUCUAUGGAGGUGGAUGGCAUGAACCAAUAUGAUUUGUCCAUGUUAGGCUGUGGAUGGGGGACCUUGAGCUAACUUCAGAUGUCUUCAUAGAGUUUGCAGAUACCCAUGGCAUUCUGUGUUCUUCCUCCAAAUUCAGGGCAAAAGUCAUAAACCCUACUCGAAUUUUGGGAAGUGACUCCCCCCCCCCCCCAAUUUCCUGCUUUGUCCUGUGGUCUGUUCAAUAAGCAUAAACAGUGGCUCUUCCUCACUCCUAAUUCAGCUGCUUAACUUGGACAGCUAGAGGAUAAUCAUGGAGAGAUUGAGCAAAAAUAAUAUCUCAUGGGUUGACGGAGCAGAAUUUGGGACAGACAUUUUCCCCACCUUGGGGACGUGCAUUAUAGCAUGAACAACAACCAAGGUAUCAUAUUGCCUUUUCUGAAGGAAAUAUGAUACCAGCAAUGUCCAUGAUGGUGGCAGAGUGGGCAGUUCAUGAAGGACCAAUCAAUAAGCCUGAGACUCAACACAAAACAAGGGUGCUUUGAAAGUGUGCACGGGGUCACUUUAUACCUGGGUAUCCUUUACUUACCUGAAUUUUACACUGGAUUCACUGGAAGAGGAGAGUGAUGAGCAGGGAGGCUCCAGUCUCUGAAGCACAAAGCUGGACUCCCGUGUGUAUCCUGGAAAACCUGAGUGAGUGGUCCUUCCUGUGAGGGACAUCUGCCUUCUCUUCUCUGCCUCCUAGGCCAUGAUUUACUGCCAGUGAAGGUCAGAUGAGGUCAAUCUGAAUGCUUCUUUAUCAAACUUUAAAAUCUUUGCCACUUUCUUUCAAAGUCUACUGUAACAGGAUUAACUCAUAGCUGCCACUCCAGAGUUUUUAUUUUUAUAUUUAAAUAAUGUGUAAUUUAAGUGUGGUCUCCUUCCACCUUUCCCUCAAAGAAUAUACAUCUGAUAUUCGCCAAGGAGAAGAAGGAGUAUGUUAUUUUUGUAAGCAGCCUUAACUUUUUAAAUGUGUAAAUAGUAUUUCUGUGUUUAACUAAAGAGAAUUUCUCUGAAA